Candidula unifasciata is the source of this 782-nucleotide messenger RNA. Lineage: Eukaryota; Metazoa; Mollusca; Gastropoda; Stylommatophora; Geomitridae. The record is from the annotation of a GenBank genome assembly.
GCAACUACGGUGUGCGGGGCAUGGAGAAGUUCACAGACCUGGCCAAGGACAAGGGAGUCUGUAUUGCCGUCUCUGACAACGUGGCCAGCACGGCCGAGGACGCUGCCUUCGACAGAGUCCUGGACACCCUGCUGGAGGUACCCAAUGCUACCGUCGUCGUGUGCUUCUGUGAGGGCAACACGGUGAAGAACAUCUUUAGUGCCACCAAGAGGAGAAAUAUGGAAGGCCGGUUCCUCAUUAUUGGCAGUGAUGGAUGGGGCAAUCGCCUGGACGUGGUCGAGGAUCUAGAGACGGCAGCAGCGGGAGGUAUCUCCAUCAAGCUCUUCUCCCCACAACUCAACGACUUCACCGCUUACUACGAGAAACUUAAGCCCAGCACAUCCUCAAAUAAUCCCUGGCUCAAUGAAUUCUGGGAAUGGAAGUUUAAGUGCUCCCUCGACAAGACUGACCUGAAAGGCUACUUUAAGUUUUGUCUCGGCAACGAAAGCCUGGCCGGAGCCCUGCAGGACUCCAAGCUUGGGUUUGUGGUCAACGCAGUGACCACUAUGGCUAGAGCUUUACACAACAUGCACCAGGAUGUGUGUGCCGGCAGCAAGAAGCUGUGUCCAGCCAUGGAACCUCUCGAUGGAAGUGUCUUCUUGCAGUACCUCCUCAACGUCAGCUUCCAGAGCUACAGUAACGACUCGGUGCACUUCGAUAGUAAUGGAGAUCCUCCAGGGAGGUAUGACAUAAUGAAUUACCAACCAAUCCGCACGCCAGACGGAAACUUGACUUAUGAUUAU